Molecule: messenger RNA, 1864 nt
Organism: Perognathus longimembris pacificus (Pacific pocket mouse)
Lineage: Eukaryota; Metazoa; Chordata; Mammalia; Rodentia; Heteromyidae
Gene: Ltv1
Product: LTV1 ribosome biogenesis factor
Exons: 11
Coding region: 166-1575 (469 amino acids)
Biological process (GO): ribosomal small subunit biogenesis; ribosomal small subunit export from nucleus
Cellular component (GO): nucleus; cytosol; preribosome, small subunit precursor
Source: RefSeq, a predicted model, not a curated record
CUGUCACGGGCUCGGGCGUGACGUGCAGCCGGGCCGAGGGGUCGCACGUGAGUGGAGACCUGAGGACGCGCCUUGGAGCCGGGCCUUGGCCUCUGCCGCGGUUUCGGGGGUUUGUUCUCGAGACCCCGCGGCUCCUUUUGAGCGUGAGCGCCGCGCGGAUACAGCAUGCCUCACAGGAAGAAAAAGCCCUUUAUAGAGAAGAAGAAGGCUGUGUCUUUUCACUUGGUACACCGGAGCCAGCGAGAUCCUUUAGCAGCAGAUGAAACUGCACCCCAAAGAGUUCUGUUGCCUACCCAGAAAGUAAAUGAUGAAGAAAGGCGAGCAGAACAGAGGAAGUAUGGCGUGUUCUUUGAUGAUGACUAUGACUACCUGCAACACCUGAAGGAACCAUCUGGGCCCUCAGAGUUAAUUCCCACCAGUGCCUUUGGCACAUACAACAGCAAAGAUGAGAAAGAAGAAACACUAGUAAUUCCAAGUACUGGAAUCAAGUUGCCUUCAUCAGUGUUUGCAUCAGAGUUUGAGGAAGAUGUUGGAUUGCUAAAUAAAGCGGCUCCAGUUUCAGGCCCUCGACUGGAUUUUGAUCCUGACAUUGUCGCAGCUCUUGAUGAUGAUUUUGACUUUGAUAACCCAGAUAAUCUACUUGAGGAUGACUUCAUUCUGCAGGCCAAUAGGCCCACCGGAGAGAAGUCUGAGGAUGAAGAUGGCUGUGAAUGGGAAGAUGUGGAGGAGGAAGAGGAUGGAAGUGACGAUGGUGACUGCAGCUCUGCAGGUCUGAUGUCAGAUGAAGAUGACAUGUCUGCCCCCGGGACCCCAUGUGGAGUCAAUGAGCAGCAUUUGUUCUGGAACGAGGAAACAAAAAGUCGCUUCACAGAGUAUUCUAUGACCUCCUCAGUCAUGAGGAGAAACGAGCAGCUGACUCUACACGAUGAGAGGUUUGAAAAGUUUUAUGAGCAAUAUGACGAUGUUGAAAUUGGAGCUCUGGAUAAUGCUGAAUUGGAAGGUUCCAUUCAGGUCAACAGCAACCGCUUGCAGGAAGUUUUGAAUGACUACUUUAAAGAGAAGGCCGAGAAUUGUGUUAAAUUGAAUACCCUCGAACCCUGUGAGGAUCAAGACCUGCCACUGAAUGAGCCCCAGGAGUCUGAGGAGGAAGAGCUCAUUACUGUCAUUCUAGAAGAAGCCAAAGAGAAGUGGGACUGCGAAUCCAUUUGCAGUACAUACUCUAAUUUAUACAACCAUCCACAGCUUAUCAAGUAUCAACCAAAGCCCAAGCAAAUCCACCUUUCUUCUAAAACUGGAAUACCUCUCAAUGUCUUACCUAAGAAAGGACUCACAGCAAAGCAGGUUGAACGAAUGCAGAUGAUUAAUGGCAGUGACCUGCCUAAGGUAUCGGCUCAACCACGGCCUAAAAACGAAAGCAAAGAAGAUAAAAAAGCAAGAAAGCAAGCUAUAAAAGAGGAGCGCAAGGAACGACGAGUGGAAAAGAAAGCUAACCAGUUAGCAUUCAAGCUGGAGAAAAGAAGGCAGGAAAAGGAGCUGCUGAACUUGAAGAAGAAUGUUGAGGGUCUAAAGCUAUAGAUAAGGCAAAGUUCAGAAUAAGUCACCUUCCCCGUCUGGGGCCUCUCAUGUUCAAUAAUCACCCCGGGUCUUCUGUGACACAAUGCUAUUUGCUUUACCAUUUGUGCUGGCAAAUAUGAGGAGAAAAAUACAAUAUUUGUAUUAUUUUUAUACCAGCAAGUUUCCCGUCAGCUGUCUUGUAAAUAUUGUAAUGUUUUAAAUUUAAUAUUAUAAGCUUAGAUUUCCUCUGAAAUAAAUGACUUCAUGGAUGUGAAAUGUUUGGAUAAAUUAAAGGCAAACAUAACUUGAA